Messenger RNA from Myotis myotis, 1514 nucleotides. It is a transcript of the gene RELL2, whose product is annotated as RELT like 2. The transcript has 8 exons. The record is from RefSeq and is a predicted model, not a curated record. The coding region runs from base 469 to 1377 and encodes 302 amino acids. NCBI's taxonomy places the organism in Eukaryota, Metazoa, Chordata, Mammalia, Chiroptera, Vespertilionidae. Gene Ontology annotation, biological process: positive regulation of cell-substrate adhesion; positive regulation of p38MAPK cascade.
AGUCACGCGCACACCACAUUUGCGUUCACAAGCGCGCAAGGCCCUCGCUCUGCGCCCCGCACACCUGCGCUCCGCCCCCUGGUCCUGGGCCGGCGUCGGGCGAAGGCUUUUGGGAACCCAGGGUGGCUGCGGCGGCGCACCCCAUCUCUUCCCCUUUCCGGGGCCGGAGUUGUCGGGAAUCUGCCGCUGCUCCCAGCCAGGCGGCAUCCCUCUCCAUCCUUCCCUCCCCCCCGCCUGCCGCGGCACCGGUAUCUGCAGCCGCAGCCCGGAGCCGGUGAGGCGGCGAAGGGGGGAGGGGAAGGAAGAGAGGGAUGAGAGCCGGGAGGGCGUCGGGGGCCCUGAGCCGGACUAGGACGCCCCUGGAGCCGGAACCCGAGCAGGAGCCGGAGCCGGAGCCAGAACCAAACCACCGCUGCAGCCCCCAAACCCCGGGAGGCGCCCUGGCCCGCGCUCGCCCCCCAGGGCCUCAUGGCGGAACCACAGCCUGACCUGGAGCCACCCCAACAUGGACUGUACAUGCUCUUCCUGCUUGUGCUGGUCUUCUUCCUCAUGGGCCUCGUGGGCUUCAUGAUCUGCCACGUGCUCAAGAAGAAGGGUUACCGCUGCCGCACAUCCAGGGCCUCGGAGCCUGAUGACACCCAGCUCCAGCCCCCUGACGACGAUGACAUGAAUGAGGACACAGUAGAGAGGAUUGUUCGCUGUAUCAUCCAAAAUGAAGCCAAUGCUGAGGCCUUGAAGGAGAUGCUGGGGGACAGUGAAGGAGAAGGGACAGUGCAGCUGUCCAGCGUGGACGCCACUUCCAGCCUGCAGGAUGGAGCCCCCUCCCAUCAUCACACAGUGCACCUGGGCUCUGCAGCCCCUUGCAUCCACUGCAGCCGCAACAAGAGGCCCCCACUUGUCCGUCAGGGACGCUCCAAGGAAGGAAAGAGCCGUGCCCGGCCUGGGGAGACCACCGUUUUCUCUGUGGGCAGGUUCCGGGUGACACACAUUGAGAGGCGCUAUGGACUGCAUGAGCAUCAUGAUGGCUCCCCCACAGACAGGAGCUUGGGGUCUGGUGGGGGGCAGGACCCAGGGGGCAGCCAAGGGUCUGGGGAAGGGCAGUCCAGGGCAGGGAUGCCAGCCAUGGAAAGCCUGCCCCCUGAGAGGCCACAGCCCCAGGCCCUUGCCAGCCCCGCAGUGCAGAAUGGACUCAGGGACAGCAACCUAGUCCCUUGUGCCCUUGGAGGGAACCCUGGAGCCUCUGCAGAGUCACCGCUGGCAGCUGGAGGGAGAGGCCCAAGCCCAGGGCUGGCCAGUCAAGAGGCCAAUGGACAGCCAAACAAACCGGACACAUCAGAUCACCAGGUGUCUCCAGCACGGGGAGCAAAAGGUGUGUGAGCCUCCUUCUUCAUUGCCGAGGAACUACCAGUUGCAGAGCCAGGGGCUGGGUGGCCAUGAAGCCCCUCCUUUCCACUGGACAGCACUGCCCCCAGCUGAGGGACCGGUCCUAAUCGGUCUCAGCCUGGAGGACACUG